This is a messenger RNA of Closterium sp. NIES-67, 2009 nucleotides long. NCBI's taxonomy places the organism in Eukaryota, Viridiplantae, Streptophyta, Zygnematophyceae, Desmidiales, Closteriaceae. The record is from the annotation of a GenBank genome assembly.
GUUGCGGACCGGUAACCCGAGCGUUACACGGGAUGAGAUCGUACUACAUUCGAGCUCAGACCGUUGCGCACGACUUCAGCCUGAACAGUUCUCUCCCCCAGGUCCAGUCCACACACACCUCUCAUUCCGCUGCUCCUCCCGCGGCGGGUUUCCGGCGCCUAGCUGUUAUGGCGCCCUCCCGCUCAUUCGACGAUCGCGCCGCUUCCCCCCCACCGUGCCGCUGCUUCACCUCCCCUCCCCCCGCGCAUUCGCUCCGCUCAACUUCCGCCCAUCCUCUCCCUGUUCAUUCUGCGCCCGACUUGCACCCCCCUGCGCGCCAUUUUUCCGUGUGGUCCAAGCGGCGGCUCUCCGCUGCCCCCCCCGCCAGUGCGGAGGUCCCCCGUGAGGGCCCGUCACACGGCGGGCCCGCGACGGGCGACGGGAAUCGCCGCGCGGCGUGGCACGAGAGCAACGUCGCACGGUCGCUAGCGACGAACGCGCGACGGUUGCAGAGGCAGCUUCGUCGCCUGGCGGUUUGUCAUGGCAGGCAUUUGAACCUUGGUGUGGCGGUCGUACACCUUCCAUCCGGGCAGUCCGCAAAUGUUCGAGCUGCCCGGCAGUUCCCCUUGGCCAGCGUGGCGAAGCUGCCUCUUCUCUUCGCAGCAGCGCAUGCCAUCCACUGCCCCUGCCCGUGCCACUCCGCACACCGCCCUCACACCCCUGCGUUACCCCUGGCCUCCUGCACCAGUGGCAGCGGAAGCAUCACCGGGGAUUUCCUAUCGUCAAGAGGCCUGACCCUCAGCACCGUGCUGCAAGUGCGGGAGGAGGACAAGUGCAUUGGCAGUGGCGUCAUGUGGUCCCUACCCAGUGGCACGGCCGUAACGCUGCACCAGUGCCUGUCGCUCAUGAACUGCGUGUCCGAUAACACCGCUGCUGACCUGGUGUUCAAGGCCGUGGGGUGGCCGUGUGUGAGCGGGCUGUUGCACUCACAUGGCGCACGUGACACGUCCGUGCACCUCACACAGAGACAGGCAUAUCUGCUGGCUCUCGGGCUGUGCUCAGACCUACGAGAGCCAUAUGGCAGGGCCAGGGCCGAGAGCUGGCAGGGCCUCUCCCUGGCGCAGCAGAGGCGGGUGGCGGGGCGGGCAGAGGGGGAGAGCAGGGCAGUGAGUGUGGGGGACAUGCGUGCACUGGAAGAGGCAUCACUGCACGUGCAGAGGGCACAGGGCGACAAGGGCUAUCGCAAUGACUACCGAAUCGCAGCAGCGAUGGACAACCAGGGGUCGCCAGCGGACAUGGCGCAUCUGCUGUCGGCACUGUGCUCUGCGCGCCUGCUGCCAUCCCCCCCUGCCACGGGGCUCUGCCUGCACACCAUGGCCAUGCAGGAGUAUGGGCGGCGCCGGCUGCCCUUCUACCUGCCCCCAAGCACGCCUGUGCUGCACAAGACAGGAAGCAUUCUAGGCAUCGUGAAUGCAGCAGGAAUCAUCCCCUUGCCUCGACCACCUUCACCCCUGCUCGCUCACCGCACCCACUCCGUCAAACACCUGCCUUUGCUUCCCACCCAGCCAGCCUCACCUCACUCCUCCGUGUCUUCCUCACCAUCCACAUCCUUCACAGCUCCACCACUGUCACCCUCCUCUCGCCUCCCUGCAAUAGAGCAUGCUGAGGGUAGGGACUGUAUGCACCCAUUGGCAGUGGGUGAGGGGGGUGCAGUGGUGGUGGCAGCAUUUGUGGAUGGGGUAUGGAGGCAGCAUGAGAGGGAGGCUGAGUAUGUGAUUGCGCGGGCUAGCAAGCUCGCAUAUGACACGUGGGGGGGAAAUCGUCGGUUGCGCCGCAUGCUGAGUGCUAGAGAGAGGAGACGAUGGCUCUUACCAGAGUAACUUUCCCAUUGACGAUAGUGCCUCUGUUUGGUCAUGGAAUGUAGGGUAUAUUACAUGUAAUGCUUAGCCGAUGCUCUCAGUUGUUUUUUGCGUGCACAUAAGUCAUGUUUGGUAGAGAUUUGAUACAAAUGCCAUUUCCUGGUCUGGAGA